GUCCUAUUCUUAGUUGAAUCGCAUUAACUCCCCAAAGUGGUGUCGCUGAUGGCUUAGAGAUGCGCAAGCAUCUAAUUGUCUUUGUUCAAUACUUUCAAAUAGUUUAAGUUUUGUGUUUAAAAUUAUCCUAGGUAUUUAUGAAGCAGAAAAAUACUUGUGUGUGUUCUUCGCAUUUAAUUUACCUUCUAUGAAAAAUAAUGUUAGCUUAUAUCAAAUUAAAAAUAUUUAUAUAUAUUUAUGGUUUUUGAAAGAAUGUGUAAGAGUGUGUUUUUAUUGUUGAAAGUUGUUGAAUGUCAAAAUAUGCAAAAAACUGUUCUGCGUUUUUAUUGGAUAAUAAAAUUUUGACAAUAGACAAUAGUACAAAGAGCCAAUCAAAAUGCUAGAAAAAUAAAGUUACUUUUUCCUGCCGGCUAAUCUGGCAAUGAAAGCACUCUUGUUACUAGGGUGUUGUCCGGCUUUAUUCGGCUUGAUUGAUGUUGAUGAUUGGUGCGGUGUGUGACAACGCUAACGUAAUGAUCAAACAAUUUGUUUUCUGAUUCAUAAAACGUUUUAAGUUAAUAUAAUUUCGAUUAUUUGCUAAGUAUGAAAUUAUGAUGAGUGAUUUUGUGUAUUAUUUGGUUGUGUUGAUUUGCUGCACUGUCACAAAAACAUACGCAGAAACUGUGAGGUAUUACUAUGAUUAUGAAUGCAACGAACCUUUAGUAGCAAAUUCUAAACUAACAGCAACUUCAAGUUUGAGAGACAGAGGGCCCGAAAAUGCUAAAUUGUAUGGUACCUCAGCAUGGACGUCGCAAGAGAGCUCGUACUAUCAGCACCUAACGCUGAACCUAGGUGACCGCAAGGAGGUGCGCGGGGUCGCCACUAGGGGGCGGUAUGCGACCGACGAGUACGUCUCCGAAUAUAUGCUGCAGUACUCCGAUGAUGGAGAGAGUUGGAGGAUCAUCACCACAUCUGGUGGGGAUGCUCAGAUGUUCGAAGGGAAUCAAGAUGGAAACACUGUACAUAAGAACGAAUUCGAAGUGCCUAUUAUAGCUCAAUACAUUAGGGUGAACCCCAUGAGGUGGCGGGAUAAAAUCUCCAUGAGGGUGGAGGUCUACGGUUGCGACUAUGUGGCCGACACGUUAUACUUCAACGGUACGUCACUAGUGAAGGUGGACCUCCUCCGGGACCCCAUAUCGGCGUCCCGGGAGACCAUUCGUUUCCGUUUCAAGACUAGCACUGCGUCAGGGGUUAUGUUAUACUCGCGCGGUACACAGGGGGACUACCUCGCCUUACAGCUGCGGGAUAACAGGCUCGUCCUCAACUUGGACCUCGGUUCCGGCACACCCACGUCGAUGUCAGUGGGCAGUCUUCUAGAUGACAACAUUUGGCAUGACGUUGCCAUUUCAAGGAACCGUCGCGAGCUGCUGUUCUCUGUGGACAGAGUGGUGGUCCAAGAUCGAGUCAAGGGGGAGUUCUCCAGGCUCAACCUCAAUAGGGCGAUGUACAUCGGCGGAGUGCCCAACUUCCAAGAGGGUCUGGUGGUCAACCAGAACUUCACCGGCUGCGUGGAGAACCUUUACCUCAACGCCACCAAUAUCAUCCACGAGCUCAAGCAGGGGUACGACUCCGGGGAGCCCUUCAAGUACCAGAAGAUCAAUACGCUGUACUCUUGUCCCGAACCGAUAAUUGCCCCGGUAACGUUCCUGAAGGAAGGCUCAUACGCCAAAUUACGCGGUUACUCCGGCGGUAACACUCUCAAUAUCUCCCUGGAAUUCAGGACGUACGAGAACCAUGGGCUACUAGUGUACCACAAGUUUAAGACCGAAGGACAUAUUAAGGUGUUCCUCGAGGAAGGUAAAAUUAAAGUCGAAUUAGACACGCAAGGCUCUCCUCUAGUCAAACUGGAUAACUACGCGGAAAAAUUCAACGACGGCCGCUGGCAUUCCAUGAUGCUGACCAUCGCCACGGAUAGCCUCGUCCUAUCCGUGGAUAUGAGACCAGUGCGGACCACUAGGAAGCUGAGGAUACUUACUGGGACAACUUACUAUAUCGCCGGUGAUAAAGCCCCUCACCGCGGUUUCAUCGGCUGCAUGCGCAAGAUCGCCGUAGACGGAAACUACCGCCUCCCAACCGACUGGAAGAAGGAGGAGUACUGUUGUCCCAACGAGAUCGUGUUCGACGCAUGCCAGAUGAUAGACAGAUGUAAUCCAAACCCUUGCGAGCACGGCGGCGAAUGUUCUCAGACCGCAACUGAAUUCUCCUGCGAUUGCCAAGCUACGGGUUACGCUGGCGCUGUUUGUCACACUUCGGUGCAUCCGCUAUCGUGCCAGGCUUACAAGAACGUGGCAGCAGUAUCGCGCGCCAGCGAGCUCCACAUCGACGUGGACGGAUCAGGGCCUCUACCCGCCUUCCCCGUCACCUGCGAGCUGUUGUCGGACGGUCGAGUGCUAACUGCCCUUCAUCACACUGCCUCGGCCAGCACCACAGUGGAUGGUUACCAAGAGCCGGGCAGCUUCCGUCAAGACAUCCAGUACGAUGCAGAGAGACCACAGAUAGAAGCUUUGAUCAACAGAUCGCAUUCUUGCUCGCAACGACUCGACUACUUGUGCCGGCAUUCUAGGCUGCUCAACUCGCCCAGCGACGAAGGCAGCUUCCACCCGUUCGCGUGGUGGGUGUCGCGCACCGGGCAGCGCAUGGACUACUGGGCCGGCGCGCCGCCCGGCAGCCGCAUGUGUCGCUGCGGGGUGCUGGGCUCCUGCGUCGAUCCUACCAAGUGGUGCAACUGCGACGCCGAGUAUACAGCACCGGAUCACACUGACUUCCAAUCUGACGGCGGUGAAAUCACGGAAAAGGAAUAUCUACCAGUGAAACAGCUUCGAUUCGGUGACACCGGCAGCCAUCUUGACGAGAAGGAGGGACGAUACACACUUGGCCCCCUGCUGUGCGAGGGAGAUGACUUGUUCAGCGACGCAGUGACAUUCCGCGUUUCCGAUGCGAUCAUAUCGCUGCCGACCUUCGACCUGGGCCACAGCGGAGAUAUUUACUUCGAGUUCCGCACCACCAAGGAGAACGCCGUGCUAUUGCACUCUAAGGGUCCUCAGGACUACAUCCGCCUGUCAUUAAUCGGCGGGGACCAGCUGCAGUUCCAGUUCCAAGUGGGCGAUACCCCCCUCGGAGUAUCCGUAGAGACCAGCGCCAGGCUCGCAGACGAUCGCUGGCACUCUGUAUCUAUAGAGCGGAACAGGAAAGAAGCUCGCGUAGUAGUAGACGGGGCAUUGAAGAGUGAGAUCCGAGCCCCCUCAGAACCUGCCCGUGCCCUUCACCUGACUACUGCUUUAGUAGUCGGCGCUGCUUUGGACCGCAGCGACGGUUUUGUGGGCUGCAUACGCGCGCUGCUGUUAAACGGCCGCCCCGUCAGACUACGAGCCCUAGCUAGCAGAGGCAUGUACGGUAUAUCUGAGGGCUGCGUGGGCAAGUGUUCUUCGUCGCCGUGUCUCAACAACGGCACGUGCCUGGAGGGAUAUGAUUCUUAUUCCUGCGACUGUCGAUGGACUGCGUUCAAGGGGCCCAUAUGCGCUGAUGAAAUCGGCGUGAACCUGCGCCCCAACUCUAUAGUGAAGUACGACUUCCUGGGUUCAUGGCGCUCCACCAUCGCCGAGAAGAUCCGCGUGGGAUUCACCACCACCAACCCCAAAGGGUUCUUACUGGGGUUCUACUCCAACAUCUCCGGGGAAUACCUCACCCUCAUGGUCUCCAACUCUGGUCACUUGCGUGUAGUAUUCGACUUCGGAUUCGAGCGGCAGGAGAUCAUCUUCCAAGGAAAGCACUUUGGGCUUGGCCAGUACCACGACGUGAGACUCUCUAGGAAAGACAGUGGCGCCACAAUGCUUUUACAGGUGGACAAUUACGAGACACAAGUAUACCACUUCAACAUAAAGGAGUCUGCGGACGCGCAGUUCAACAACAUCCAGUACAUGUACAUAGGGCGCAACGAGACCAUGAACGAGGGCUUCGUGGGAUGCGUCAGUCGAGUCGAGUUCGACGAUAUAUAUCCGUUGAAGCUGCUGUUCCAACAAGACCCGCCGCCCAAUGUCAGGAGUAUAGGAGGGUUAUUGCACGAAGACUUCUGCGGCGUAGAACCUGUGACCCAUCCCCCGGAACCCGCCGAAACUCGACCCCCGCCACCCGUCGAUCUGCAGGCCGACAUGCAUCUGCAUCGCACCGAUGAAGCCAUUCUCGCCACGGUUUUGGUGUUCAUAUUCCUACUACUCGUGGUUGUAGCAGUGAUCCUAGUACGAGCCCUGUCGCGUCAUAAGGGCGAAUAUCUUACGCAGGAGGAGAGGGGUGCAGAAGGCGCAGCUGAUCCCGAUGCGGCCGCGCUAGCCGCAGCCACUGGACCGAGGGUCACUAAACGGAGGGAAUUCUUCAUAUAAACACAACCACACAAACAUAAAACAUAAAUACUGCACACACUUCAUGUAAACCGCACCAACGAUUGAAAUGAAAAACCUUUCUUGGCCAUCUUAUAUACAACAACAAAAAACCUACUUAUAGAAAUAGAAAAAACAAACUAAGCAUAUGAACAAAAAAUUAUCACUAAAACUAAGACGGCCAAUCAGUACCCUUAGUACGAGUUUCUGCUCACAAAAACUAUGAUAGUUUUCGUAAUUGUAAAUUAUAUUUCUAUGUCCAAUUUGGUGAAAACUAUUCAAAUAUACUUAAAAUUUAAGAAGACGCAAAGGAUUUAAUGAUAGAAUUUUAACACUGUUUAUUUGUAUUGAAGCGAAAACAAUAAAAUCAGUACCCUUAGAAAGAGUGCGAGCUCACGAAAACUAUUUUUUAUUAUACUCUUUAUUGCAUCAUAUAGUUAAAACAUAUAGUCAAAUACAUAGUAAGCAAAGGUGGGCUUAUCUCUAAAAGAGAUCUACUAUAACUAUCAUAGAUUUCGUAAUUUUAAAACUCGCACUAAGGGUACAGGACCCUGCCGAUUGCGACAAUUAUCUGUUUUUAGUACAUUAUGUAUUUGGACGGUUACGAAGUUACACAUUGCUGCGUUAAUAACGACGCAACAACGACGAGGUAUGACGAAAUGUCGCAAUAAAGCAUCCGAUAUUAUCGACUGAUAAUAACGCGACUUCAUAAGUUUUGUUUAAACAUCUUUUGAAUCGGAUAUCAAACACUGCAUUGAAAUAUUCACAUCCUUUGCUGUUCGAUUUAUUUUUACUUAAAAAAUAAUGUUUAUAAAAACGAAAAUUAUGUUUAUAGAGUCUGUGCGGAAAGAGAAUGGGCGUGGCGAAAAACGGAACUAACAUUAAGAUGUUUUUUGGCAAUCAAACCCAGCAAUCUGUAGAACGUCAAAGUUUUGUAUUGAUACGGAUUUGUUUGUUGUUGUGAUUUCUUACGGUUUUUUAAAUUAAAAGCACUACAGCGCCCCCAAUCUAAAUCCCAUUCUCAUUCCGCACACUCUACCUAUAAACAUAUUUUUUUUGGAAGCGAUUAACGACGUAGUUUAAAUAGUUAA
Messenger RNA from Chilo suppressalis (striped riceborer), 5503 nucleotides. The record is from the annotation of a GenBank genome assembly. NCBI's taxonomy places the organism in Eukaryota, Metazoa, Arthropoda, Insecta, Lepidoptera, Crambidae.